AUGGAAUGUCCUAUGUGUUUUGAAUUUUAUGCUCAAGAUAGAGUUGCGAGAAAUCUUCUUUGUGGUCAUACAUAUUGCACCCCAUGUCUUGAAAUAUUGUAUAAUGUAAGUAAAAGAAUCGAAUGCCCUCUUUGCAGGACCAAGCAUGACCAAAAUAUGAAACCUCAUAACCUAAGCAAGAAUUUUGUGGCCAUGGACUUGGCCUCGAAGCAUUUAGACGAAUAGUAAGCUGGACCCUUUAACAAUUAGAAAAUCAUUUGA
Molecule: messenger RNA, 261 nt
Organism: Paramecium tetraurelia
Lineage: Eukaryota; Ciliophora; Oligohymenophorea; Peniculida; Parameciidae
Exons: 1
Molecular function (GO): metal ion binding
Source: RefSeq, a predicted model, not a curated record